GCGGAGGAGUGGAGAGGGGCGGAGGAGUGGUGAGGGGCGGAGGAGUGGUGAGGAGCGGUGAGGAGAGGAACGGGAGUGAAGGGAGAGCGGCAGGCGAGGGGCAUGAGCAGUAACGAGUGUUUCAAGUGCGGCCGCACAGGCCACUGGGCCCGUGAGUGUCCCACAGCCGGGGGUACCGGGGGUACUGGGGUGGCCGGGGGACCCGGGCCAGGCCCCAUUGGGGGGGGCCGUGGACGUGGGAGGAAUCGUGGCGGGAGAGGAGGCUUCGCUGGCGGACGAGAUAACUGCUACCGCUGCGGAGAGUCGGGCCACCUGGCGAAGGAUUGCGAGCUGCAGGAAGAUGCUUGCUACAACUGCGGCAAGAGCGGUCACAUCGCCAAGGACUGCAGCGCGCCACGCAAGGAGCGCGAGCAGUGCUGCUACAACUGCGGCAAGCCGGGCCACCUGGCGCGUGACUGCGAGCACGCCGACGAGCACAAGUGCUACACCUGCGGUGGCUUCGGCCACAUCCAGAAGGAGUGCACCAAGGUCAAGUGCUACCGGUGCGGCGAGACUGGCCACGUGGCCAUCAACUGCAGCAAGGCGAGCGAGGUGAACUGCUACCGCUGUGGCGAGGCGGGACAUCUGGCGCGGGACUGCUCCAUCGAGGCCACGGCCUGAGAAGAGCACCCGGGGCCGCCCCUCCCGUCCCGCCCGCCCCCGCCCCCGCCCCCCCCUCUCUCGCCCCCCAACGAGGGGGGGGGGAAAGAGUUCGGGGGGAGGGGGGCGCACGCAAGUGUCGCCGCCAGUGGAUAAACCGCGCGGAGGAGGAGGAGGAGGAACGGGCUGCUGUUUUUUGAGCUUUUCUUUAUUUUUUUCCACCGAGUUUAUCGGCCCUAACCCACCCUUGUUUAGCUUGGUAGAGGUGUGUGCUAUAUCAAAUUUACUUCAACGAUGAAAAAAAAUUACGAAAGCGUAAGACCAUCCCCCCCCACUCCCUUUUCCUCCUUUCUGGGGCUUUAAUGGUUGUGUUUGACGUGUCUCUCGGGAGGUGGCAUGGGUGUCUGUUUGAGGGAUCAGCAGGGAGAUGGGAGACGAUGUGGUUAACCCAGUGUGACACGCCCCUCCCUCGCUUCGGCUCCCUGCUCGUGGGCCCCCCCCCUCCCUCCCAUUCCUCCCCUCCCUCCGUCCCUCCCCACCACUUUGGUGCCGUCUCAACCAGAGAAACGCCGUCAGCGGGGCACCUCUACGUCUUUUUCUCACACAGGUCUCCAUUGGAGCAGCAGCAGCAGUAAUGGAGCGCGGGUUGUGCUUGCAGGCCCGGCCACGCCGUAGAACCAAGCUAGGGCGUGGGUUCGGGCCAAGAAGGGUCCUGACAAGGCGUGGGUUCUGAACAGAUGUGGUUUCAGAUCAGAAAGUUCUGACCGGAUGGCAGUUCAAAAUGGAUCUGGGUUCAGGCCAAAGAGGCUCUGACCAGGCAUGGCUUUAGAUUGGAUUUGGGUUUGACGCCAAACUGGUUUUUGACCAGGCGUUGCGUACUGAAACGGAUGUCGGUUCUGAACGAAAGUCAGUUCUGAACGGAUGUGGCUAAAUAGGUUCAGGAUGCAUAGGGUCCUGAUGAUGCGGAGUAGGAUUCUGAACAGAUGUGGUUUCAGAUAGGGACGGGGCUUCCAGCCAAAUAGGUUUUGACCUGGAGUGUCCGCUAUUCCUGAUGUGGGUUCUGAACAGAACAAUGUGUUCACAUGUUAAAAUUAUUUGCAGUGUAUGCACAUUCAUACCAGACGUGGGUUCUCAACCAUAUCGGUUUUUAUCCAGAGUUGUGACCAUACCAGAUGUGGGUUCUGAACAGAAACUGUGGGAUAGGAUAGGAUCCCACAGAAGAAGGGGGGUGGUGUGCGGACAAUGCGUACGAUCUGGCUGGAGUGGGCGAUGCAGACUACAGCAGGAGUUUUCUCUGCGUCCACGCCACUGGUCACUUGGUUUUAUCUUAACAAUUCCCGUUGGGGCCACCGAACGCGAUGCAGAGAGGUUUGGAUAUUGCCCGCCCUUGCCCACCCAACUUCCCCCCCGCCCACUACCCAUGAGCCUCAGUUUUUUCUGCAUCUCGGGAGCGAGCUGCAGAAACGUUUUAUCCACCGGCUAAAAUUAAGAAAAAUGCGUUUGAGCCUCCAAACAAGUAACGUACAUUUUUUUUUUAGUGUUAUGCGCCUUAACGAACGCGAUGAUAAAUGGUUACGAUCCCGCAUGUGAAAGUCUCGGGGUUGGACUCUUCCCCCGCCCCUCGUGCUUUUGUACAGGACGCUGUACGUAAGCGAUACGAGCGUGGGGGGAGAAAAAAAAAUAACUUGGCGACGUGGAUCGCGGGCCCGGCGGGCGAUCGCGAUUCUCGUAUUGUCCCAGGCGUUUCGGGCAACGAGCCAAGGUGUGCGUUGCCCCUUUCCGGUCGCGGCCGCAGCGAGCGAUUGCCGUGUUUUGCCAGUUAAGACUUUUGCGUUGCAAUUGCGCCGGCGGUUGAGCACGCCACGUUCAUCAAGGUGACCGUCGGGGGGGAUGGGGGUAGUACAAUCGAGACGUUGGAGCGGCUCCGGCGGGGCGGGGGGGGCGGCACCGUGACCUCUGCACUGCCGAUGGCGGCGUUCAGCUCAACGGAGCAGCCAGAGGGGACGGCCAUCGCCACAGGCGACACGGGAAGGGAGUGAUCAUCGGCUGGGCGACCACCUCGCAGAGGGCGGCAGCGGCGGGUGGGGGGGUCAUUAAGUUAUUUGGCAAAAAGGAACCAAAUGCGUCCAGCUCAAAUACCGUUUUAACUGCCGUCCCCUUCGAAGUUCAAAUCCUUUUCAACUCUGCAUACCUCCGCUUGGCGCGGAGCGAAAGAAGUUCGACGCGCGGAAUGUCCUUUGGCCCCAAAGGCAAUUCCUAACUGUUGCGACAUGAACCAAGUGACCAUUGGAUGGCAGCAUGGACCAGAGAAACAAGUCUUUUUUUUUUACGAAGGUACACAACGUUACUUUAUCAGCUUCCAGUGCAAGCAGCUCGAAACUGGGAGGCAGCGCAGCGAUGAGUGGCGGUGCACUGCGCGCGCGCACGAACACCGUGAAGCGUGGGCCUCGCUUGCGCCAGUGGUGGUGUCGUAUCGAUCGAUCACUGCGCCGAAGUUCGGCGGGCGUUAUUUUUGUACAACUGAACCUUAAGGCGGUACCCCGGCGUUCCGUAGUACCCCGGCUCUCGCAUAAUGUCCGUGAUGCAGUCACGCCGUCUGCUGACGGUCGGCGAUGCGGCAAUCGACGAGGCCGUACACGAUGCACCCGCUACGGUGCGUACGAGCGUUCAGGGUUUCGGCGCGAGCGUCCGCGCUGCAUUUCGACAUCGCGGAGUAGCACUGACUUCGGAUUGAUUGGAGUUAAGAACGCCCCUGGAAAAAAAUAGUGUCCCAGAAAUUAAAUAUUUAAUUGCCUCGGCCAUUGUGUAUUAUUUGGAAUCCCGGGGUAACGCCAUAAGCAUCGACUUAGCUUUGGUAACAUCAAGGCAAAUUGAGAAGAGGAAAAAAAAUCUUUUUUUUUAAAUGAAUUAAGUAUAAGAGACUAGUUCCUUGUUUGUAGCGCUUUAUUCGAACUGUACUUGUCAAUAAAACUGCAGGAGGAAGGGGA
This is a messenger RNA of Petromyzon marinus (sea lamprey), 3626 nucleotides long. It is a transcript of the gene CNBP, whose product is annotated as CCHC-type zinc finger nucleic acid binding protein. Gene Ontology annotation, molecular function: zinc ion binding; nucleic acid binding. Lineage: Eukaryota; Metazoa; Chordata; Hyperoartia; Petromyzontiformes; Petromyzontidae. The record is from RefSeq and is a predicted model, not a curated record.